This is a messenger RNA of Plasmodium vivax (malaria parasite P. vivax), 1344 nucleotides long. RefSeq lists its product as hypothetical. Lineage: Eukaryota; Apicomplexa; Aconoidasida; Haemosporida; Plasmodiidae. The record is from RefSeq and is a predicted model, not a curated record. Bases 1 to 1344 code for a protein of 447 amino acids. The transcript has a single exon.
AUGAGCAAACCCAAAAUUUUAAUAUGCCAGAUAAAAAGCGUCGGCGACAUCAAGGGGUGGAGCUUGAAAGGAAUAGAGUCAUGCAAAAAAAAAAUAUUCGGGUACGCAGAAAACAUGCCGGGUGAAAAAAACUGGAUCAAACCGCUAAUCGGGAAGAGCAUGCAAAAUUAUUAUUUCCCGUCAAAAUAUUUACACCUCGAUUUUAACUUAAAGGAGUACAUGCGGAUGCAGACCGUGCGUUUUAAAAAGAAGGAGACAGACGACAGUUUAAUUAAUUUGCAAAAAUGCAUUAACCUCAUAAUUGAGAACAAAGACAAGGUGGAAAACUUUUUGGCAAGCAUACCAAAGGAGGUGUAUCUCGAAAAUCAGAGCUUGAGGGAUUUUUACUCUCUAUAUUUGACCGUCUUCCCCGACCAUGAACCGCAACACAGUGGGGAGUACCAACAGAAUGGGAAGUGCCAGCAGAGUGGGAAGUGCCAGCAGAGUGGGAAGUGCCAGCAGAGUGGGAAGUGCCAGCAGAGUGGGAAGUGCCAGCAGAGUGGGAAGUGCCAGCAGAGUGGGAAGUGCCAGCAGAGUGGGAAGUGCCAACAAAAACACGCGUUAUCGCCCGACGAUUUAAGAGAGCUAAAUUUGCACGAGCAAAAAUUCAGCUGGUUUACCCAGCGAGGGGACAAUGGAAGGGGAACGCAAGCGGAGAAGUCCAAUUGCGGGGAAUCCCCUUUUUGCACACAAAAUGGAAGUGAAAGCGAAAAUUACCUGAACAAGUCAGGCAAAAUGGAAGAUAAAAAGGAGACACCCGAGGAGAAGGAAAAAAGUGAAACGAGUCAAAAGGUAUGUGAAGAAGUAACAACACACACGAACAGUUAUGAUAAGAUAAUUUUUGCCAGAACGAAGGGACGGCUGUCAUUUAAGAAGAUAAUACUUGGGGAAAAUUCCCCUGCGGGUGGGGAUAAACCGCGCACGCGAUUGAAUUGCGGGAAGGAAGUAAAUACAACGGACCAAAAGCUACACUACGUAGACUGUGACGUGAACAUAGGACUGGAGGAGCGCCGAGAAAAAACCAAAGCAGAAAUGGAGGAACACGAAAGAUCAAAAAAUCACUUUUUAAAUUUGCUAAGCGAAAAUGAACACUUACAAAACACCCUUUCCAUCAGAAACAGGUUUAUCGACCCGCUGUAUCUCCGACGGAGGUACUCCUUCAUUGACAAAUUAACAAAAAAGAAAAUAAAAAAAGAAAAAUAUAAAACUUACAGAAAGCACUUCAUUCAGCAUGCCGACGAGAAGGAAGUGUGGCCAGAUAACAAGGGGCUGCUCAACAAGGUUUACCCAAAUCCGUACUCGUGA